This is a messenger RNA of Peromyscus californicus insignis, 1642 nucleotides long. RefSeq names its product G protein-coupled receptor 150 (gene Gpr150). NCBI's taxonomy places the organism in Eukaryota, Metazoa, Chordata, Mammalia, Rodentia, Cricetidae. Gene Ontology annotation, cellular component: membrane. Gene Ontology annotation, biological process: neuropeptide signaling pathway. Gene Ontology annotation, molecular function: corazonin receptor activity. The record is from RefSeq and is a predicted model, not a curated record. The coding region runs from base 113 to 1369 and encodes 418 amino acids. The transcript is spliced from 2 exons.
GAGAAGUCACAGAGACCCGGCGGUGCGGCCUGUGCCACCUCACCUCGCCUCCACUUUGGCAUUUCAAGCAAGUACCGCCCUCAGAGGUUCCUCUCUUUCCUCCGGACUAAGGAUGGAGGCUCCCUUCAGCCCCUCCGUUCUGCCUCCCGCGCCCAACCUCUCCUUAUCCAUUCUGCCGAGCUGGAGUCUCAACCUGACUUCGGGGCAGGCGACCUCUGUCCCGGGGCCGCAGCCGCCGCCACGCAGGCCACCCAGCCACCCCAUCCACCUGGUCUUCAUGGGAAUCAUCCUGGUGACCGCGGUGGCGGGCAACACCACGGUGCUAUGCCGCCUGUGCGGCGGCAGCAGCCGGCCCUGGCCAGGUCCCAAGCGUCGCAAGAUGGACUUCCUGCUGGUGCAGCUGGCAGCGGCCGACCUGUACGCGUGCGGUGGCACGGCGUUGUCGCAGCUGGCUUGGGAGCUGCUAGGCGACCCGCGUCCGGCUCUGGGAGACCUGGCGUGCCGCUUCUCGCAGCUACUGCAGGCAUCGGGGCGGGGCGCCUCCGCCCACCUGGUGGCGCUCAUCGCCCUCGAGCGCCAGCUCGCUGUGCGCCGUCCGCAGGGCCCGCAGCUGCCCGCGCGCGCCCUGGCUGCCCUGGGCUGGCUGCUGGCGCUGCUGCUGGCACUGCCGCCGACCUUCGUGGUGCGCUGGGGCGCACCUCCACCUCCGGCCGCCAGCGCCUGGCCGGGCGAGCAUCGCUGCGGGGGCAUCUUCGCGCCCCUGCCGCGCUGGCACCUGCAGAUCUACACUCUCUAUGAAGCUAUCGUGGGCUUCGCGGCGCCGGUCGCUAUCAUGGGUGUCUCUUGCGGCCACCUGUUGUGUGUGUGGUGGCAGCGCGGGUCUCAGGCUCCGGUGGCUGGGGCACCCUGGUCGGCCAGUCCGGCCCGAGCCCCCUUGCCCAGUGCACUGCCCCGCGCCAAAGUGCAGAGCCUGAAAAUGAGCCUGUCGCUGGCACUGCUCUUCGUGGGCUGCGAGCUACCCUACUUCGCCGCCCGCUUGGCAGCCGCCUGGUCGUCGGAGCCCACGGGCGGGCGACUGUGGGCUCUGGUGGCGGCUACGGAGGCGCCUGGGAGUUGUGUGCUGCGUGCGGGAGGCAGAAGCCGAGAUCAACGAGGGGGCUGGGGACCACCAGGCGCUGCACCGCCACCGCUGGCCUCACCCCCACUAUCACCACGCCCGGAGGGAGGAGCGGGACAAGGGCUACCUGCGCCCGCCCCCGCCGCGCCCCAGACCGCUGUCCUGCUCCUGCGAAAGUCCCUUCUAGGAGCUGCUGCAGAGACAGGUUUGUCACCGUGGCGCAGUCUCCAAGCAGCCCAGGGCAGGGCGUAGGGGUCUGCCUAAAUCACAAAGGAUGAACUGUUUCCUGGAACCUCUGAAGCCCUGUCUGCUUUCGUAUUUCUUUCUAAUGAGGACAUGCCUUUCACUUCCCCUUUGUUUUCUUCUCUCCAGUUCCUUUCGUAUUGCCCAUUUAAAGGAGACCAAACUUGGAAAGUUGUAAAAAUCCACCCAAGUUCCAGAGUUAUUAUUUUUGCAAUUCUCUUUUAUAUUCCCCAUUGUGUUCUAGAUAAGACCAUUUAUUUUAACUAAAUUGCCAAAUUUUCA